Malaclemys terrapin pileata is the source of this 3504-nucleotide messenger RNA. It is a transcript of the gene UPK2, whose product is annotated as uroplakin 2. The coding region runs from base 17 to 715 and encodes 232 amino acids. NCBI's taxonomy places the organism in Eukaryota, Metazoa, Chordata, Testudines, Emydidae. The record is from RefSeq and is a predicted model, not a curated record. The transcript is spliced from 5 exons.
CCUUCACAUUACAGCAAUGAAGCUAAUUCAGCUGAUUUGCUUUGCUGGCUGCCUUGGAAUAGGAUGGGCUGUUCAACUGUCCAGUUUAGACAAAAUCUCACUAGAUUUCUUUCCAAAUGCGAGCGUGAUUUUAGCAGCAAGAAUGAGUUCAUCUUUCAUUGUUAAUAUUCCUAAGUGUAUUUCUUCCUCUCAAUUCACACCCACCACGAUUAGACCAGCAGUAGCGGCUGUUGGUGAUAAAGUUGCUUUGCCAGCUGUGACAGACACCGAUCAGAUCAAAUCCCUCUACUCUUCCUCUACUGCCCAAGUUUACUUUGCGGGAGAAUUCAAGAGUGUCUCAUGUAGAAUAGCCAGGGAUCUUGUGAGCAUGGACAUUGAUGAUGGGAACUACAAGCUGAUCACAGUCGUAGGCUACCAGGUGGGGGUAGAAGUCUGUGAAAAACCUAAAGGCCCCUUCUGCAAUCGAGCCCUUCAGCCAUCGUCGAUUUACAGGGUAAAUUUCUUUAUUUUGGAUGAAAAUGCGGUAAUAAGAGCUCACACAGGCUGGUCAGAUGCCAUACAAACAAACAAUGUGACAAGAUUCUCAGCAUAUGAUGGAUCAUUCUUAGGGCGGGCCGGAGGAAUGAUAGUGAUCACGGUACUGCUUUCUGUUGGUAUGUUCGUGCUGGUGGUUGGCUUAAUUGUGGCAGCAGCUCUUGGAGGAAAAAAAUCAUAAAUCAGGCAAGCCAAGAUUGCCUUCCAGAACAAAAACCACUACCGAUCUGAAUGAAUUGUUUUCCGGGAAUCAAGAAUAUCUACAAUAAUGAGUGCUGCAUUAAAGAGGGAACAUGAAGAAUUAGAAAUAGUAUAAAUCAGAAUUGAAGAUGUAUAAUGUAUCAAAUGAAAACUGUAAAUAGCCUGAUUUACAAUGUGACAAUUUUUAUAUCAAGAGCUAACAUUAGAGUUAGGCCCAAACAACUCUGAUGUUUGGUUCCAAGUUGGCUUGGGCCUUUCUCUAGCUAAGAUACUUUGGUGCCAUAAACAAAAAUCCAUCAUCAUUAACCUGAGACAUGCAGCUAGGGAGCUGUAUAUCACAAGUGCCACAGUGCAUGACUUUUAAUUCUAGGAGCAACAUUUCUGAGGGUGCUUGGGCAGGCUUUAUAUCUCAGUGUUUUAACACAUCUGCUGUGUUAGUGGUUGUAUGGUGUGCAAUGGUUGAUUAUGGGUGCACUGAGGGCUAUGGCUCAUUGUGUGUAGUGAAUUUCUAUUUACACCCAUGAAUCAGAGGCCACCAUCUUUGAGUCUGACAUUUCACGUUGGCUGGAGAGGAUGUAUGGUGCAUUGUGCUAACUGUCAUAGGAGUUGAUUUUAGAUGCCUGAUCCUUAGAGAUGUUGAGCAGCUAUAACUUCCAUUAACCCAAAUCCACAAGCUUCUAAUUGACAUCAAUGAGAGCUGCAGGUCCCUGGUGUCAUGACCCACAGGGUUCAAACCUAGGUCUUCAGAGGCCAUGGGAACAACCACACUCCAACUUGCCAGUCUGCUGACAAUGGCUUACCUGGGACCCAUGAAGUCCAGCCCGAGGGUUAGGCUCCGCCCUGAGGUCCAUUUGGCAGAGCCCUGAAGCAGCUGACUGGCCCUACUUAAGCCGGCAGCAGGAACAUUAAGUUGUCUGAACAACUGGGUUCCACUCUGCUUGGGACUGUGUGCCUCGUGGCAACAUGUCCUUGAUUUCUUGGCAUCUGACUUGUGGUUCUGGACCUUGUGGUUCUGGAGUUUGUUUUCUGCCUCUGACCUCCUGGUAUCCUGACCCAUCUUGACUCUGGUUCCUGACUUGUGGUUCUGACCCCCAGUCUAUCUCCUGCUUCUGACCUUCUGGUAUCCUGACCCAGCUGAUUCUUGACUCCUGUCUUGUGACUGGACUCUGGCUCCAACUGCUAGGUUUGACCUAGUUGUAACACCCAACACCUCUCAGGAUCAGGCCCUACUAUGGCAUUGUAGAUGUCCUGAUGAGUUUACAUGGUUUGCAUAUUGAUCCAUAGUGACAGUUAUUCUCCCGAAGGGUCUGUGCCCAGGGCCACUCUGAAAAUUUUCAUUUAUGCUAAAGAGACUUGUCAAGUAACCACUAAAACUGAUCUGAAAGAGCUUUUAUUGCUUUGAGCUGAGAGGCCUCAUCUCAGCUGUCAGAAUUUGCUUUGAUGUUUUGGCAACUGCACUCAGACCUCUGAAAGGGUCCAGCUGUGAGCCCUCGGAAGUGUAAAUAUUUUCAAUCAGUAUUUUCAGUAUAAAUAAUAAUACCAAUAACCAAAUUAAAUUCUUUAGGUUUGAGGCUCUGGGGUGGUUACAGAUAAAUUUAGUUUAGUCAAAGACUGUGAAUGACAUCAUAAGUGAUAGAAUUAAAGACUUCAUUUAAAACAGAAAUUUAAAAUAGAAUAGAUGGUUAAAGCAAACAGGAAGUAUGAUAAAACCAUACACUGCAUUUUUAUACUCGCAUUCCAAAAUGAAAUGGUGCAGCCAGGGGUGUCCAUUCCCUGAAUGAGAAGAAUGGGUAAAUAAUCCUUUUUUUAAUGGUAUCUUGAUGGUGGAUGAGCAUGCUAAUCUAAAAUUAAUGUGCUAUCCUUUAAAAAAAUAAUUUACAAUAAUACGCUUGAUUAAUUAGCAUUAAGCCUAUCUUUUACCAUAUCUAUAUUUCCGCUACCUUCAUUAAAAUACCUUCUACUCCCUCUUUGGCUAUUUAAUAUUAAACAUUUAACAUUAUCUUUAACAACUGUGUAAAUGCCAUUCCAAUAACUGUCAGUAUAGAUAGCAUCCAACCAGAACAUUUACAUAUGUCCAAAACUCUUGUUGGAACCAAACAAGUUUACAAAAUGGCCUGGGGUUAUGUCCUAAGUUAUCGCUAACUUGGCUAUGAGCUGUCUUUCUUCACCUCACCCACAAUUUACCACGCCCUUCCUAUUGUCAAAUCUAAACUUUGGCCCCAUUUACAUUUUAGCACAUUUCUAUUACAUUUUUAUGUAAUAUUAACAAACAUCACUUUUAUAGGCUACAGAGGACAGGUUCCCAAUCAUCAUCAUGUGGCAAAAGGAAAAAAAUACUGAAAUAAAAAUAGAUUGAGAACAUGGAGUCUGAGUUUAAUGGAGAUGCGAAUAUGGCAGACCCCUACAUAAUUAUAUAAAAGUACAACCUAUAACUAAGAGAGAGAGUGGGAAAUGAUAGAAAUACAUUGGGCCAAAUUCUACUCUCGGUCAAACCCAUUGACUUCAAUGGAUGCACAGGUGUAAGUGUGAGCAGAAUUUGGCUCUUUGGGCUGAAUCCAAAGCCCACUGAAGUCAAUAGGAAGCUUUCCAUAUGACUUCAGUGAGUUCUGGAUCAGGCCCUUUAUGUUUGGUAUCAUUGGGUACCAAGUCUUCAAGUCUUACAACUACGUAUAAAUGUAACUGUCAGUGAUUUUAUGAAGUAAUAACUGUGUCAAAAUGAAAUAAAUGACAAUCGGUGAUGAUUUAAAAGCAAUAAAAACAGUGGAAAUU